Melanotaenia boesemani (Boeseman's rainbowfish) is the source of this 4294-nucleotide messenger RNA. RefSeq names its product v-src avian sarcoma (Schmidt-Ruppin A-2) viral oncogene homolog (gene src). The transcript has 14 exons. Bases 369 to 2027 code for a protein of 552 amino acids. Gene Ontology annotation, cellular component: extrinsic component of cytoplasmic side of plasma membrane. NCBI's taxonomy places the organism in Eukaryota, Metazoa, Chordata, Actinopteri, Atheriniformes, Melanotaeniidae. Gene Ontology annotation, biological process: negative regulation of intrinsic apoptotic signaling pathway; bone resorption; epidermal growth factor receptor signaling pathway. Gene Ontology annotation, molecular function: growth factor receptor binding; ATP binding; non-membrane spanning protein tyrosine kinase activity. The record is from RefSeq and is a predicted model, not a curated record.
UUGGUUUUCUCUGCACAGCACCAUUCUGUCCUUCGCUUCUACCCCGGAUCCUAUGUGCGCACGUGCCAGUGACACCGGUUUUUUCUCUUCCGACUACUUCACUGAGUCUGCGUGAAUGAAAGAUGUUUGCUCAGCUCCGGAGCUUCUCACCGGGCCGACCUUCCACCUGAAUGGGACUCUCACCGCGACUCUCCCGCUGAUCUUCUGCGCCUCUGCCGCUCCUGGCUGCGCCUCUGCCGCAUCCUUGUGAUCCUUCAGCGCCGCUCAGCAGUUUGUGGAUGGUUCUUUGUGGUUUGAUGAGCAGCCCGCUGGUUUGAUCGACAGAAGAGCGACGCCGCCAGGUCUCCUACAUCUUCAGGGCAUUGGCGAUGGGGGGGUCCAAAAGUAAGCCCAAGGAUGUAGGCCAGCGAACACGCAGUCUCGAUGGCAACUUCAGCGCUGGGGGAGGGGCCGGCGGUCACCAUCACAACUCUGCUCAGCAGUCCCUAACACCCAACCGAAGCCCCACAGUGGACAGGGGUCUCAGUAACAAUCAGUCUCUGGCUAAUAAUGCAGAACUGGCUCUGUUUGGAGGCGUGGACAACAACGCUGUAACGUCCUCCAACAGCAUGACUCUGGCAGGUGGCGUGACGACAUUCGUGGCGUUGUAUGACUAUGAGUCUCGAACAGCGUCUGAUUUGUCUUUCAGGAAGGGCGAACGCCUGCAGAUAGUAAACAAUACGAGGAAGGUGAACUGCAGAGAAGGGGAUUGGUGGCUGGCACGCUCCCUGACCACCGGAGAGAGCGGUUACAUCCCCAGCAAUUAUGUGGCUCCAUCUGACUCCAUCCAGGCAGAAGAUGAUCUCAAACUGACUCUAGAGUCCAGGUGGUACUUUGGUAAAAUAACACGGCGUGAUUCUGAGAGGCUUCUGCUAAGUUUAGAGAACAGAAGGGGAACCUUCCUGAUCAGAGAGAGUGAGACCACCAAAGGUGCCUACUGUCUGUCUGUUCUGGACUACGACAACACCAAAGGGCUCAACGUGAAGCACUAUAAGAUUAGGAAGCUGGACAGCGGCGGCUUCUACAUCACAUCCCGCACACAGUUUGGUACCCUGCAGCAGCUGGUCAAUCAUUACCGCAAGCAUGCUGACGGACUGUGUCACAGUCUGACCGAUAUCUGUCCUGUACUGAAGCCGCAGACUCAAGGCUUAUCCAAGGAUGCCUGGGAGAUCCCACGAGAGUCGCUCCGUCUAGACCUCAAGUUGGGACAGGGCUGCUUCGGCGAGGUCUGGAUGGGAACGUGGAACGGUACGACCCGGGUGGCAAUCAAGACCCUGAAGCCCGGCACCAUGUCCCCUGAGGCCUUCCUGCAGGAAGCUCAGGUCAUGAAGAAGCUCAGGCAUGAGAAACUGGUUCAGCUUUACGCUGUGGUGUCUGAGGAACCCAUCUACAUCGUCACAGAGUACAUGGGCCAAGGGAGCUUACUGGAUUUUCUGAAGGGGGACAUGGGGAAGAUGCUCCGCCUCCCUCAGCUGGUGGACAUGGCCUCACAGAUUGCUUCAGGGAUGGCCUACGUGGAAAGGAUGAACUACGUGCACAGAGACCUUCGUGCUGCCAACAUCCUAGUGGGAGAUAACCUGGUCUGUAAAGUUGCAGAUUUUGGUCUGGCUCGCCUCAUCGAGGAUAACGAAUAUACUGCCAGACAAGGCGCUAAGUUUCCCAUCAAAUGGACAGCUCCCGAGGCGGCUCUCUACGGCCGCUUCACCAUUAAAUCUGAUGUCUGGUCAUUUGGGAUCCUGCUGACUGAACUGGCCACCAAAGGCCGAGUUCCCUACCCAGGUAUGGUGAACCGGGAGGUGCUGGACCAGGUGGAGCGUGGUUACAGGAUGCCGUGCCCAGCAGAGUGUCCUGAAUCCCUCCAUGAGCUGAUGCUGACCUGCUGGAGGAAAGAACCUGAGGAGAGGCCCACCUUUGAGUACCUGCAGGGAUUCCUGGAGGAUUACUUCACCUCUACAGAACCUCAGUACCAGCCAGGAGAGAACCUGUAAUUGCUGCUGUGCAGAUCACGGAUAUGCAGAACAGGCUGGCUGCUUUAAAGUGCACGGCCGUAUUCGCCUGUGUGACCACAUAAUUCUGGAUACAAUCAGAAAAAAAGAUCGUCCAUCCAGUUUUUCCAAAUUCUCUUUCCUUCAGCAUGUUUGUUCUGUCUGACAGCGAGUCGCCGUUUCCUUCCUUUUCUUUUUACACACUUUCAUCCAUCAAAUCAACAGCAAACCGGUCGGACCACUCUCCCCUGUGCUAAGAACAGGCUGAACAUUCCUGAUGCAGGUUUCCAGACCCAGCUCCGAGAUCUCCACACCCAGCUCUGAGAUCUCCACACCCAGCUCUGAGAUCUCCACACCCAGCUCUGAGAUCUCCACACCCAGCUCUGAGAUCUCCACACCCAGCUCUGAGAUCUCCACACCCAGCUCUGAGAUCUCCACACCCAGCUCUGAGAUCUCCACACCCAGAUCUGAGAUCUCCACACCCAGAUCUGAGAUCUCCACACCCAGAUCUGAGAUCUCCACACCCAGAUCUGAACAUGACAUCAGACCAGGACCCAGAACUGAACAUGACCUUGGACUGAGACCUAGAACUGAACAGACCAGGACCCAGAACUGAAUGUGACCUUGGACUGAGACCCAGAACUGAACAGACCAGGACCCAGAACUAAAUGUAACAUCAGACCGGGACCCAGAACUGAACGUGACCUUGGACUGAGACCCAGAACUGAACAGACCAGGACCCAGAACUAAAGGUAACAUCAGACCGGGAUUUAGAACUGAAUGUGACUUGGUACCGGGACUCAGAACUGAACAUGAUGUUGGACUGAGACCUAGAACUGAACAUGACAUCAGACCGGGACCCACACCUGAACAUGACCAGCUACCAGGACCCAGAACUAAACAGGACAUCAGACACAGAACUGAACAUGACCUCGUACUGGGACCCAGAACUGGAUCCAUCUCUUCCUGCUGAAAACACCACCGGAUGUUUUUACAGGAUCUUAUGUGAAAAACUAAAUCUGUCUUCCACUUCGAGACUUUAGGAGACUUGAUCUGGAACAGUGGUUUCUGAUGACGUUUAUUAUUCUGGUUGAACUGGGACUGUGUAGUUUGACCAGAAGGACUUGUUCCAAUCACCAGCCAGUUAAAUUGGUUUAUUGCUGUAACAUCCAGAGAGCCGAUGGUCUGUCUCCAUUUUCUAAUCCUGACUUCUUGUUAUUUUAUUAGGACAAAUAGCUACUGAUGGGUAAAGGUCAUCUCAGGAUGGGGAGGAUGGGGCAUUUUCUGUUCUUCAGCUGUGCUAUAUUAUAGAUUUUAAUGUUUUUAUUUGAACAAACGUUGACCAGCUUUGGGUUUUCUCUGUUCAGAGAUUCUGCACCUGUGGACCGAACUAACUGGAUCAUCAGGAUGUUUUUAUGUGCCACUUCAGGUUAAAUUUUCUCUUUUCAGCACCGACCUCCAUUAAAAUGGAGACUCUAUUUCUUUAAUUAGUGCAUCUUUGAGCACAACGUUAACACUGGAAAUUUAUUUUUAGUUUUUAAAUUAGAAAAGUGAGCUGAGUGUGAUUAUUGCUCCUGGCCUGCAGGAGGCCGAUUGCAAAACAUUACCAUCACUUCACACUAUAAACAUGUACAGCUAAUAAAUCGGCAUUUUGAAAUUCAAUUGUAAAUACUUUUAGUGCUAAUGUUUGUAUAUAUCAUCAUCAUUAUAAUUUAUUCCUUUUAAAUAACCCAUUUGUUCAUUUUUCUUUCAGCUGUUCAGAUUUUUAUGGCACUUUUUUGGGUUAACAUCUGACAUCUAAAAAAUGUUCCAUAAGCACAGUUUUUAGUACCAUGUUGAUGUGUAUAUUUCAUCACCCAGGACCAGAACAUUCAGAUUAGAUGACACCCUGUGUGGUUGUGAUGGUAUGUAAAUGAGGGGAGCUUGUGUGGCGUUGUCAUGGUGACGACAGGUGAAAGGUGUUUCGUAGAUAUCAGCCAACCUGACAUCAUCCCAUUUCCUGCUCUCAUUGAAUGUUUAUGAGCACAGAUAUGGUUGAAGUGCAUGUUAAAGUUCAUAUUGGAAUGCGUCCGAGCUUUUCAGCUCAGGCCGUUUCUUUUGGGCUUCUUUAGGUCUCCUUUCUAUGCAGAUGUUUUUAUAUCUGUUUUAAUCCUAUAUAGAGACUUUUUCUACCAUAUUCAAUGAGUAUUUUCACAUGAAAAAUUCUUUGUUAAAUUUUCUGAAUAUUGUUCAAAUCUGAAAGGUAAAUUUGAAUAAAAUUUGUAUACUUG